Messenger RNA from Pneumocystis jirovecii RU7, 2214 nucleotides. RefSeq names its product SNARE-binding exocyst subunit SEC6. Lineage: Eukaryota; Fungi; Ascomycota; Pneumocystomycetes; Pneumocystales; Pneumocystaceae. Bases 1 to 2214 code for a protein of 737 amino acids. The transcript has 7 exons. Gene Ontology annotation, cellular component: exocyst. Gene Ontology annotation, molecular function: SNARE binding. The record is from RefSeq and is a predicted model, not a curated record. Gene Ontology annotation, biological process: exocyst localization; exocytosis.
AUGGGAGAGCCUUUAGAUAUUGCAAUAAGACGGGUUGAGGAGCUUUUACGUCAACCUGAUGAUUUAUAUAAACUGGAUAGCCUAAUUGCUCGCUUUUCUCGUGAAAAAUCUUCAGUUGAUACUCAGCUUAAAGCUAUUGUUAAGGAUCAGUUCUCUAUUAUUCAUUCAGGAUUAAUAUUGUUAAGCUCAACACAACAGCAGAUGUAUUCUAUAAGAGAAUCUAUGCUUAGGGUCGAUAAACUAUAUGCAGAGUCACAAAUGAUUGACAAUUUUUCUAUUAUAGAUAAUGCUUCCAAAAUUUAUAAAAAUUUUGAUGAUGUACAAAAGAUGACGGAAAGUUUACGGAAUUUACCAAAAGAACUUGAUAAAAUAGACAUAAUGAUGCGACAAGAUGAAGAUAAAGCAACAAGGAUGAAGAAUUUUUUAAAUAUUCAUUAUAAGCUUAAUCAAUUACAAAAUUUUAGGGACGAGGCAGUUUACCAAAGUAAAAAUGCUGGUAAUGAUGUACAAAGGACACUUGAACGUUAUUUUUCAAGAUUAAAUACUUCUUUAAAGCUAUUUGAAAAUAUGCUUUGGGUUCUUACCCAAGACAUUUUGAAAAUUGUUAAGAGUGGAAAUCAUGAUCUCGUUGUACGUUUAGCUAAAAUUAUUGAUACUGAGGAUAAACUUGACAAUGAAUUUAUUGAAAGUGAAAACCUUAAAGUCAAUAAUAAUGAUUUAUUUCCUAAAGUUAUAAAAUCUCAAAGAGGUCCACGUGUUCUUCGUAAUUAUAAACAACGAUUUUUUGAUGAAAUAAAAAUUUCUAUUGAUAUAAAUUUAAAGGAUUUUGAAGAAACAUAUGAAUUCGAUUAUAUAGCAAUUUUGGAAAACAUUUAUUGGAUUUUUGAUGAUUUACAUCUUGUAAAAAAAGAAAUAGUUCAUCUUGUUCCACCAAAAUGGAAUAUCUUUGAUAUUUUUCUUGGUUUCUAUCAUUCUGGUAUUUAUAAUAUUUUAAAAAAUAUGGUAAUUCAAGAGCCAGAUGCAAAAACUAUUUUAAAAAUGCUUGAAUUUGUAAAAAAAUAUUAUUCUAGAAUAAAUAAAGAAUUUGGUAUUACUCGAGAUAAAUUAACCCCUAGACUUUUAGAUGGUAGAGAAUCAGAUUUUAUCGAUGAUUAUCUGAAAUUAAUUGUUAAAAAAAUGGAUGAAUGGAUUUCUAAUUUGUCAAAAAAGGAAUUUAAUAGUUUUGUUAUAAGAGAAGAACAACCGGAAGUUGAUACUGAUAAUUUAUACGGUAUGCCUGGAGCGGUUAUAAUGUUUCAGAUGAUAAGUCAGCAAACAGAUGUUGCUGCAGAAAGCAAUCAAAGCAGAGUACUUUUAGGUGUUGUUAUAGAAUGUUCUCGAGUACUUCGGCGACAUAGAGAAUCAUGGGAAAAUCUUCUGCAUUCUGAAAUUACAAAGCAUAUUGACCAACCUAAUGAUGUUCCAGGGGGAUUGGCUGAAUAUAUUAUUGCACUAGCCAAUGAUCAAAUACGUUGUGCUGAUUACACUGAAGCUAUUUCAGCUCGCAUUUCACCUUGGGUUUCUGAAAAAUAUAAACUAGAGAUAUCAGACUGUCUUAGCAAAACAACAGAUGAAUUUCUUGAUCUCUCUCAUCUUUGUAUAAUUUCUCUUGUUAAACUUAUUCACAACGAUCUUAAAUCUGCCCUUUCUUCUUUUUUUACUCCUCUUUGGUAUGGAGGGAAUCAUAUGUCACUAAUUAUAAGUACAUAUAAAGAAUAUCUUAAUGACUGCAAAACACAUCUUAAUGAAAAUCUUUAUGGAAUUUUAGUAGAAGAACUUUUAAUUGAGUUUAUAGUUACAUAUUUAUCUUCUGUGAGAAAUAAAGGAUGUAGAUUUAAAACACCCGAUUGUAUUGAGCAAAUAAGGGAAGAUGUACGGUUAAUAUUUGGAUUGUUUUCUAGGUAUAUAGAUUCUAAAGAAUUGGAAUAUCAUUUUAGAGUUAUUGAGAAAAUGUUAACUUUAUUAUCUACAACUCGAAAAUUAUUUUUAGAUGAAUAUAACGCAUUUAAACGUGAUUAUUGGGAUAUCCCUCUUUGGUAUAUUGAAGAUAUUCUCACUAAAAGAGAUGAUCUUGAUAAAAGUGCUGCUAAAGAAAUUAUAGAGACUAUAAAACGCGAAGAAAUUCAAAUCGAAACUAAUAGUGAUCCUACAAUUAUGUCAAAACUCAGAAAAUAA